Molecule: messenger RNA, 1424 nt
Organism: Erigeron canadensis
Lineage: Eukaryota; Viridiplantae; Streptophyta; Magnoliopsida; Asterales; Asteraceae
Product: GATA transcription factor 11-like
Exons: 3
Coding region: 212-1105 (297 amino acids)
Biological process (GO): regulation of DNA-templated transcription
Molecular function (GO): zinc ion binding; sequence-specific DNA binding
Source: RefSeq, a predicted model, not a curated record
UUCACCCUAAAAUAGAGUAUUUGUUACCUCUCACAUUUUCCCCCAAAACUUCACACACAAACACACACACACACACACCCUAUCUCUCUCUUUCUCAAACAAACAGACACAAAUCAAUCUAUACAAACAUAUAUAUAUCUAUACAUACACACACCUAAUUUCAUUUUUAUAUAAUAACAAUAAUAAAAAAGAGUAUUUGAAAGGAAUUGUAAUGGUAAGGGGACUCGCUAUGGAAUCACAGGAUAAGAGAAUGUGCAAAACUGAAUCUACUUUUUCUGGCGUGGCCGUUGAUUAUAAUCAUCGAACGUAUGAAGAUGAUUGUUUUGGUGACAUGCUCAAUCUGUUUGAUUUUCCAAUGGAGAGUUUGGAAGGGGAUGGAUUGGCUGAAGAUUGGGCCUCUAAACUUGGUCCCAUUCCUUCUGAGCUCUUUAAGGAGCUUGUAACACCAGGUUCUCAUAUUGGCGUUGGCAACAGUUUUGGCGGAUCCUCCGAUUUGCCAUUGGAGUACCCUGUAUCUAAUAUGAGAACCCCUCAACUAAAUUAUCAACAAAAUCAUGUUGAAGAACCCUUUAAAGCCUAUCAUAAUGGCAGAAUUUCUCAACCAAAACAAGAACCACUUUUUGUUGAAGACAAAAGACUCUAUCAGUCGCAUGCAAGCCCAAAUUCGGUCCUCGAAAGUCGCAGCACCAACUCAAAUAACAAAGGCUUUUCGUUUGGAAUGGAAACUUCAGUUCCAGUUAGAACUCGAAGCAAGCGUUUGAGACCGAUCACCAGCCCUUGGUUGUUAUCACCACCCAUAGUACUUCCUAACAAAGAUAAGAAAAGAAGGAAGCCAUCUCAGGUUCCAAUCAACCUGGAUUCUAACAUAUAUAGGUCGAACGUUGUGGGGAUUAAGAAAUGUGCCCACUGUGAGAUAACGAAAACUCCACAGUGGAGGGAGGGCCCAAUGGGUCCAAAAACACUUUGCAAUGCUUGUGGGGUUCGAUACAGAUCAGGCCGGCUCUACCCCGAGUAUCGUCCAGCUGCAAGUCCAACAUUUGUUCCAGCUCUGCAUUCAAACUCUCACAGGAAGGUGAUAGAGAUGAGGCAGAAGGCUGUCAAUUAAGUAUCCAGAGGUUAGCAGGUAUGACGGUUUUCUUGUUUGUUCCAUUUAUUUGAAAAUUUUGAUUCAUAAAGAUGAUGGUAUCUUAUAAUGUUUCUGUACAAAGAUGAAAGGAGAUAACGACCCAAUUGGGGGUAAUUAGGUACCUAGGAUUUAAAUUUAGCAUAUGUUUGGACGUAAAAUAGGUUACAAAUUUGAGUUAGGAUUAGUGAAUGUGAGAUGUAAAAUAUCUUGCUUAACUCUGUUGAAUAUUUACUUUUGUGUUAUCUUUGUAUUGGUAGACCCUUUUUUAAAGAUCACAAUAUCUGAAGCUGUUUGAAUA